Brassica napus (rape) is the source of this 3212-nucleotide messenger RNA. Its product is annotated as diacylglycerol kinase 4. NCBI's taxonomy places the organism in Eukaryota, Viridiplantae, Streptophyta, Magnoliopsida, Brassicales, Brassicaceae. The transcript has 10 exons. The coding region runs from base 344 to 1792 and encodes 482 amino acids. The record is from RefSeq and is a predicted model, not a curated record. Gene Ontology annotation, molecular function: ATP-dependent diacylglycerol kinase activity.
UAGGCUUCAUUAGGCCCAUAAAGAUAUAGAUUCUUAACGAACUGUUAACGAACUUUGGUGGGAAUGACAAAUGUUAUUUUAUUAAUUAAUCCUGAAAAUAAGCUCAACGGUCGAUAACAAAAGGGUCAAAAACAGAGCAAAUCUCUCCCUCUCUUCCUCUCCGACCAAAACAAACAAACAAAAAACAUUCAAAGCUUCUUUGUAUCUUCUCAUGUCUCGUCGUCUGCAAACGUACGCACAAACCCAGAUCGAUUCGUCAUCGACGUUCAUACCCCUUCCAUAGAUUCGUCAAGAAGAUCAAAAAAGGUUCAAUCUUUUUGAAGUUUCGUUCAGAUACAGAAAGAUGGACUCACCGUCGUCGAGUGGAGAUUCAUUGACGGCGAGGAUGAUUCCACGGCAUUCAUCGCUAGAUUCCUUCGGAGCGAUGAAGGUCGUUCAACUUGUCAACCUCGCAAGCAUAAGGGUCUCUAAAGCAGAGCUUCGUCAAAGAGUCAUGCUUCCCAAAUACCUCCGCCUCGCCAUCCGCGACUGCAUCCUCCGUAAAGACGAUUCCUCCCCCGCUUCCUCCUCCUCCUCCUACCUAACGCCGGAGGUUCCUCUGAUGGUUUUCGUUAAUCCCAAAAGCGGUGGUCGUCAAGGUCCAUUGAUAAAAGAACGUCUCCAGAAUCUCAUCAGCGAAGAACAGGUGUUUGAUCUUACGGAAGUGAAGCCUAACGAGUUUAUAAGAUAUGGUUUGGGAUGCUUGGAGGUGUUAGCAGCACGAGGAGACGAAUGUGCUAAAGAGAUUCGUGAGAGGAUGAGGAUUGUGGUUGCAGGUGGAGAUGGAACUGUUGGUUGGGUUCUAGGAUGUCUCGGUGAACUCAAUGUACAAAACCGGCAACCUGUUCCUCCGGUUUCUAUAAUGCCACUCGGAACUGGAAACGAUCUCUCUAGGAGCUUUGGAUGGGGAGGUUCUUUCCCAUUUGCCUGGAAGUCUGCGAUAAAACGAACACUUUAUAGGGCAAGUAUUGCUCCAGUAAGCCGUCUAGAUAGUUGGAAUAUUUUGAUUACAAUGCCUUCUGGGGAAAUAGAGGAUCCUCCUUAUUCUCUAAAGACCACACAAGAAUGCAUCAUUGACCAGAGUUUGGAGAUAGAGGGAGAGCUUCCUCCAUCCAGGAACGGAUAUGAAGGAGUCUUCUACAAUUACUUUAGUAUAGGUAUGGAUGCUCAAGUGGCUUACGGUUUUCACCAUUUGCGCAAUGAAAAGCCUAACCUUGCGAAUGGCCCUAUCGCCAAUAAGAUUAUAUAUUCAGGCUAUGGUUGCUCUCAGGGUUGGUUCAUGACGCAUUGCACAAAUGAUCCGGGAUUAAGGGGUCUCAAGAACAUAAUGACAUUGCAUAUCAAAAAGUUAGACUCAUCCGAGUGGGAGAAAGUACCAGUUCCCAAAAGUGUAAGAGCAGUGGUUGCAUUAAAUCUACAUAGCUAUGGAAGUGGAAGAAACCCAUGGGGGAAUCUCAAACAAGACUAUCUUGAGAAAAGAGGCUUUGUGGAAGCUCAAGCCGAUGAUGGGCUUCUUGAGAUCUUUGGGUUAAAGCAAGGAUGGCAUGCUUCUUUCGUUAUGGUUGAACUCAUCUCUGCCAAACACAUUGCACAGGCGGCGGCGAUACGGCUAGAGAUAAGAGGAGGAGAAUGGAAAGAUGCGUUUAUGCAAAUGGAUGGGGAGCCAUGGAAACAGCCAAUGAGCAAAGACUACUCUACUUUUGUUGACAUCAAGAGAGUCCCUCACCAAUCUUUGGUCGUCAAAGGAGAUUGACUUGUUUAUAUUAAACUAAUCCCUUCUUAUCAUAUAUGUCAGCACUGUAAUUGUGAAUGACCACUUCCACAUAAGAAAACAUAUGAACAAGUAUACUACGAUAUAAUUAAAGAAAACCAAAUUGGCAAGGCUGGUUUCAGACAAGAAGUAACAAAGAUUUUGGAGUGGAUGAUGAGUAGAUGGACACUCGUAGAAGAACAUAUAUGAUUGGAUCAAUAGGACAUAACUUUCAUAAAAGUACUAAUUGCCAUUUGUACGUGCGAACCACUUGCAAUUUCUCAGUAGUGUCUUUUAGUACCAAAUCCACUAUAUAUAAGGGGUAAAACACUUUUACUAUUAAUAAAUCAUUUAUGUACUAUGAUCGGUUCUAUGAAAUUCUUCCAUACGAAACAAACAUAAAGGAAUUAUAUUCAGUCGAGUCAAUUCAAAAAUGAUUUUUUUAUUUGCUAAUUUCGAUCCUAUUUUAAUAUGAUCUUAUGAAGUAGACUAAAUUAAAAAAAUUAAUUUGAACUUCUCUUUUUACGUUUUUUACCGUUGUAUUAAACUAUUAAUUGUCUUGAAAAAUUCAAUUCAAAUCGUAAGAUAAAUCAAUUCAAAUCGUAAGAUAAAUCAAUCCAAAUAGAACUAUUUAUGGUUCGAGUACAAUUUUUCAUGAACCAACCAUAAAAAAACAGAAGAAUAAAAUACUAACUCUAAUGAAAAAACGAGAUAUGGAAAUACCCCCAGGUUAAAAAAAAAAACAAAAAACAACAAGAUAUGGAAAUGGGAUAAUGCAAGAAAUAUACGUGCCGACUACAAAGAAACUACAGUAAAAAUCUGAAUUGAUUACUUGAAUAUAACUCUUACUUGCAUGGGUUCGUGUCUCUUGAUGCUUCAUAUUACGACGUAAAUUUUUAAGAAAAACAAAUAUUACGAUACAAAAAUGUGAAAAUAAGUUUUGAGUUGCAAGCUACGCCAUAAACGCAUAGACCAUAGCUUUCUGGCUAAGUGUUGGGCUUGUUAGCAAGACAAUGGAACUUUCUCCCUAUAUUGAUUUAUUCAAAAAUCGUUAAAAAAAUUUCGAUGAAAAUGUUAAAGUGACCAAGCUACUAAGAUUCAACCACGGAAUUUGCUAGUUAACGCUUUCGAUUCCUUCACGGUUAUAUUGAAUCUCAGACAAUCUUCGUAUAGAAAAAAUGACGACAUAUACUGAGAAAUUUAGAUAUAUUACUAAUUAAAAACGGGAAAUAAAACAUAAACCUAGCUUUAACUCGGCUUCAAUUUUAUUAUUUGUUUCUUUAUUUCUUUAUUUUUUUGUUUGUAUAUCCCCUUUAUUUUAGAUUUCUUCUUUGUCUUAAAUUUUGUUGAGUACUAUUUUAUUGUAGCGUGGUAAAUCUGAUUAGCAAAAAAACACAAGGUUUUUAUUCUAUAUAUAUAUAUA